Messenger RNA from Ostertagia ostertagi, 819 nucleotides. The record is from the annotation of a GenBank genome assembly. Lineage: Eukaryota; Metazoa; Nematoda; Chromadorea; Rhabditida; Trichostrongylidae.
AUGUGGUGGUUAUUUGUGCAUGCAGCUAUCUGCGUCAGCUUCCUCGCGUCAGCGCUCGCGACAUGGUUCCCUAAGAACCUACCGGCAUUAGUUAGAGCAUCUUCUGUUGGUCAUUUAUUGCUCGGACUCUGUCUACUGCUUACACCGAGCUAUUUUCUCGGAAUUACGGUCCAAGGAAAUUUCAACUCGCUACAUGCGUUCUUGCAGUCCUAUUGUGCACCUUUUCAUCUAGCUCUCGCCUAUUUCUUGCUGUCACCUGCCGGAUUUCCUCAGGAGAAACCAUUUGUAUUUGGUCAAGCGUUUUGCGCUCUACUAUCGCUGUUAACAAGACUACUUACUGCUUGGCAUCUUACUGAGAAAACCACUCGUGGACUUCUUAUAUCAGACCAGUUUAUUCUGUGUGCUUUCCUCACUGAAGGGGCAUGGCUUGUCUGUGAAAGCGUGAAACUAUUCACCUACCAGAAAACCAACCAGGAUGAAAUCGAUCAAAUGUGCAAGAGGACAACGCUAUGGCUGGAGGGAAAAGGUUCAUUCUACUUCGAGAACGUAUUCUACAUUGAUGCCGCACUCAGUCUCCUGAUGUCAUUCACUCAUUUCGCUUUCCCUCAACAUAUUUUGAAAAUAGUGGCCCAAGUCAUGGUGUUCCUUCUGAAUGUUUUCGGGCACUGGUAUCUUGGUAUUUUCUCACCAAAUCACAUCUCCGGAUUCAUGAUCUCAGGAUUUUAUAUGUCAUUCCUGUUCUCCGCCUUCUAUCGUGCAACUUCGCAGUAUAAGAAUCUUCCACACAUCACCAUUCGUCAGAAAACAAAAGCCACAUGA